CUUCUCUUGAUGUAGGAAGUUCCUGCGCUGUCCGACGUUGUUUGGUGCAUGCUUGAGAGAUUCACGCGUGCGUUUCGUAUGGCAGAGCGGGCAAUUUGUGUCGUGUUUCCAGAGUUCAUGCAUUUAUUAGACCCCUAACAUGGAUUGCCUUAAAACCGAUUCUCUCUUUUUAUCGGAUAUUAAGCGGUAUGUGACAGUGAGAAAUGUUUAUUUUUUCAGUGUUGUACAACAAAGUAACUGUUAAUUUACAUUAAUGAUCUCAGCAGUGCAAUUCAGUGGUCCCUCUUAUUAAAUCAUUUACUGUGUUUUCUUUAAGAAUGUGGUUUCGUUGUUAGACCUACUGUGAAAAGGUGUUGUAUUCUUGGAGUUUUUAGAACAUAACUAUUGAUUCCUACCCGAAGCCUUUGUCAUUUAUGAAACGUACUGAAAUGUGUUAUAGUUUAAUUUACUGCUAGAAGUGUUCAACGUCCCACCUGGAUAAUAUCUUGCAAUCCAUUGCUUCCUAUUGGCAACAAGCACGUUGGCAGGUCAUGUCUGUGGUGGGGCACGAGUGACGUCACCUGGGGCAGUAUGAUAUGAUGAGUUCACCUACGCAUCGCAGUGAGAGCAACAUUCGACGUUAUGGCAAAGGAACCAGGCCGUCCAAGAAGAGUGGUCCCAUGUACUCUGACUUCUACGACGAGAAGGACAAUUCCGACGGCAACCUCGGCCAGCGGUCCGUUUCUUUGACUGCCUUACAUCCUGGACAAGUUCCAGCAGUGCCUCUGGAGCCGCGGAUGGCGCAGCUGGAAACCCUGGAGGCCAAGAUGGCCAGUAUUGAGGUGUCCCUCUCAACAACCCCGCGCCGAAAGAAGAACGGGAGUAUUGGGGGCGGCUGCGGCGGCGUAGGCACAAUAACAACAGGGGUAGUCAGCGGCCCCCCAGUACAUCGCCCCAUCACGUCUAAAGACAUCGCCAAGGAACUGGAAACCCUGCGUAAUGUCGUGCGGGAUAAGGAGAACGUGAUCCAAAGCCUCAAGGGGCAGCUAUGCAAUACGCUGAGCAUCAGUCGCCUGUCGGCGACGUACCUGAGACAAAACAACAGCGGGCAACCCCUCACAGAGAAGGAACGCCGUUCUGCGGAGGAACGACUACAGAGACUGCGCCAGGACAUGGACAACAAGCGACUUACUAUCAAGAACCUCAAGAUGGCGCUUGAGAGGCUCGACAUCACCGACAACAUCGACGUCCGGAUCCAGCAAGCAGAGCUGGAGUAUCAGCUCGGUCGGGAGGAGCUCAACUUGCUUACCUUGCUGGAGGAGAGCCGUAAUCUGCAGUUGUGCCUGGAAAACGCCGAGCAAAACCGCACGAAGAACGACGCCUCUACCAUCUAUAGCUCUGUGAGUGGGUCUAGCAACGUGACUCUGCACGCCUUGGAACUUACCUACGACCCCAAGAGUCCGAGAUUUGGUGCGGGGCCGUGGGAAGAUACGCUUGGGCUAUACGUGGAGUGGGCAACAGAGGACUCGGGCAUGGUCAAGGGGGACAGGCUGCUUGAGGUGAACGGAAAGCUGGUGUUAACAAAGACCAAGGAGGAUAUGUUCCGUCUUCUGGCAGUGACUCCAGACCCUGCUCAGUUGGUUGUGAUGCGUACACACCCUUCAACUUCAGCAUCGCUCUUACCCACAACAGCCACUAUCCACCAGUAUGACCAUUCACGGGAACUUCUGUUACUCCGUGAGGAGCUGGAUACUCUUAGAGGGCGUGCAGAAGAUGCAGAGCGUGCCAAGGACAGCUUCAGGAGUGACAACCUCCGCUUGACACAUAGGAUCUCCUACUUGGAGGAACAAGUUGCAGAGCUUCUGCAGAGAAUGAAGGAUGAAGAAACUUUGUCACAUUCCAAUGGUGUAACACAAAGUCCCCUUACUUCAUCAUCUUCAGCAUUAUUAAAUGGCUGUGUGAAUGGAGUUCGACCAAUAACAACACCUACAAAAACUUCUACAGGUAAAUCUGAUGUCCAGGUCUUCCAAAAGGGGCCACAAGUGACAGCAUUGAUUGCAAAUCUACCAGGACUUGAAGUAGGAAACAGUAGUCCUGUAGAGUCCCGACACAGUUUACCUACACUAAGACCCAAACCAAACGCUCCAUACUCAUCUUCAGGUGGGACCAUGCAUCAUUACACUGUCACAAAGAACCCAGAUGUGCGCAGUACAAAGUCCCUAGACUUUGGGUCAGACUGUUCAUCUUCUGGAGGAAUGAAUCAUCACCACCGACAUGAGAAACACUCACACCACCAUCAUCUUCAGAAUGCUAGGAGUACCAACUCACUUGAUAUGAACAAAUCAGAUGGAACAUCCACACUCCAACCUAAAAGCAAGCAUCAUUCUCAUCACAGACUCUAUGAAGCAACAAGAACUGCCAAACCUGGAGAACAGUGUGUGUACGAUUACAGUACAGAGGUUUCCUCUGGCAUUGAUCGUUCAAAACGUUACCAAAGAAAACUUCUGGAAGGACACCACCAGCAAUCUGAAUCACACCAGUUACGUCCUGAUAUGAAAUCAAAACCAGAUUGCACUUCUGAAUCUCUUUCAGGAACCAAACGUAUUGAUAAGCUGCAUGAUGUUCGGAGUGUAAAGUCUUUGGACUUUGAUUCUGAGACAUCAAGACACGAGCACCACACUCAUCAGUCACAUUCUCAUUCUGAAAAUAACCAUGACACUCAGAGUACAAGGUCUCUGGACUACGCAUCAGAGCCAACAAGCCACACUACUUUCCGCAGUUACAGGAAACAUCACAAUCACCACAAUGGAAAUAGCAGCUAUACUGAGAGCAAGCUCCAAAGGCCUACGCCACCAAAGAAACCUCUACGAUUAUCUUUACACAGGGCAACAAGCCUGCAGUCUGUCAGUGCCACCCCACCAACACCUCCAACACCAGCUGAUUGCAUACAACAAGGUAGCAAGAAACCAACAAAACGAAAUCACAAAGGAGAAGCACCACCAACACCAACUGUGAUUCACAUUACUAAGGAAUCCCCUCAACCCCCACCAAGAACACCAUCCCGAGCAGAAUCAUGUCAGUCAGCCCUGCGGUGGCCUUCGCCUGCUGCCGCUUUGCAUCAGGCAGUCAUACUCAAGACAGCACGCAGUGGCACACAUCUGUUAGGCCACCCUAAUGAGAAGUGGUGUUAGUUUAUAGAUGCUCAUCACGGUGUGUGUACACAUAGCCAUCUAUGCUGGCGCACCUCUACAUCCACAUGCACACAAUUAUGCGACUUCCAUAAUAUAUGGAACUCCUUUAAAACUGCCUAAUGAGGUGAAAAUAAAAAUGGUAUUGCAAUGUAA
Cryptotermes secundus is the source of this 3323-nucleotide messenger RNA. RefSeq lists its product as uncharacterized. The record is from RefSeq and is a predicted model, not a curated record. Lineage: Eukaryota; Metazoa; Arthropoda; Insecta; Blattodea; Kalotermitidae. Gene Ontology annotation, molecular function: protein binding. Bases 576 to 3170 code for a protein of 864 amino acids. The transcript is spliced from 9 exons.